Molecule: messenger RNA, 1866 nt
Organism: Odobenus rosmarus divergens (Pacific walrus)
Lineage: Eukaryota; Metazoa; Chordata; Mammalia; Carnivora; Odobenidae
Gene: PMEPA1
Product: prostate transmembrane protein, androgen induced 1
Exons: 4
Coding region: 142-1008 (288 amino acids)
Biological process (GO): negative regulation of transforming growth factor beta receptor signaling pathway
Cellular component (GO): Golgi membrane; early endosome membrane
Molecular function (GO): R-SMAD binding
Source: RefSeq, a predicted model, not a curated record
CGCCCCGAGCCCGGCGAGCCGGGGUGCGCCUUCCCCGCCGCGCGCCUCCUGCAUGCGGGGCCCGAGCGCCGGGCGCCGGCCGGAACCCCCCCCGGCCGCCCCCGUGCCCCCUGCGCCCCGCGCCGAGCAGCCGCGCCGUCCAUGCACCGCUUGAUGGGGGUCAACAGCACCGCCGCCUUCGCCGCCGGGCAGCCCAAUGUCUCCUGCACGUGCAACUGCAAACGCUCUUUGUUCCAGAGCAUGGAGAUCACAGAGCUGGAGUUUGUUGAGAUCGCCAUCAUCGUGGUGGUGGUGAUGGUGAUGGUGGUGGUGAUCACAUGCCUCCUGAGCCACUACAAGCUGUCGGCGCGCUCCUUCAUCGGCCGGCACAGCCAGGGCAGGAGGAGAGAAGAUGCCCUCUCUUCGGAAGGAUGCCUCUGGCCCUCGGAGAGCACGGUGUCAGGCAACGGCAUCCCAGAGCCACAGGUCUAUGCCCCUCCGAGGCCCACCGACCGUCUGGCCGUGCCCCCCUUCACCCAGCGGGACCGCUUCCAUCGCUUCCAGCCCACGUACCCGUACCUGCAGCACGAGAUCGACCUGCCGCCCACCAUCUCGCUGUCGGACGGGGAGGAGCCCCCGCCCUACCAGGGCCCCUGCACCCUCCAGCUGCGGGACCCCGAGCAGCAGCUGGAGCUGAACCGCGAGUCCGUGCGCGCGCCCCCGAACAGAACCAUCUUCGACAGCGACCUGAUGGACAGCGCCAUGGUGGGCGGCCCCUGCCCCCCCAGCAGUCACUCGGGCAUCAGCGCCACGUGCUACGGGGGCGGCGGGCGCAUGGAGGGGCCGCCCCCCACCUACAGCGAGGUCAUCGGGCACUACCCUGGGUCCCCCUCCUUCCAGCACCAGCAGAGCAGCGGGCCGCCCUCCUUGCUGGAGGGGACCCGGCUCCACCACGCACACAUCGCCCCCCUGGAGAGCACAGCUGCCUGGAGCAAAGAGAAGGAUAAACAGAAAGGUCACCCUCUCUAGGAAUGCUGGGGCCGGGGCCGGGGCCGGGGCAGCAGGAGGUAAAAGGCGAAACACUCCGCACUUCUUGAACGAGAAGACAGAGGAGGACUGGGCGGCACCCACAACAUUCGGCGCGUCACCAUCCCCUCCCCCUCUCUCUGUGUAUAAAUAUUUACAUGUUCUGUCUGGUCUGAAUGCACAAGCUAAGAAAGCUUGCAAAAAACCACGUUUCUUUGUUGAGCUGUGUCUUGAAGGCAAAAGAGAAAAAAAAAAAAAACCCACAAAAUCUACCCUAGUCUUUUCUGUUUCUAGUUGAGCUGCGUGCGUGAAUGCUUCUUUUCUUUUGUUUGUUUAUGAUGACUUCAGUUAACUUUAAAGACAUAUUUGCACAAAACCUUUGUUUAAAGAUCUGCAAUAUUAUAUAUAUAAAUAUAUAUAAAAUAAGAGAAACUGUAUUGUGAGGGCAGGAGUAUUUUUGUAUUAGAAGAGGCCUAUUAAAAAAAAAAGUUGUUUUCUGAACUAGAAGAGAAAAAAAUGGCAAUUUUUGAGUGCCAACUCAGAAGGCGUGUAUUACCUUGUAAAGAAAAAAAAAGUACAGAGCAGGGGUUUAGAGUUAUUUAUAUAAAUGUUGAGCUUUUGCACUAUUUUUUAAUAUAAAUAUGUCAGUGCUUGUUUGAUGGAAACUUCUAUCAUGUCUGUCGAGAUUUUUAAGGGAGAAAUGUCGAAAUUUCACAGUCGACGUCAGGCAGAGGGCAGGCUCUUACACGAAUUUUGGAGAGGCUUCUGGAGGGGGGCCGCUUUCCUGCGAAGGGGAAGCUUCUGGCUAGCGAUAGGUUAUUACCUCGUUAUACAUUCCCCACCGAAGGAGACACGUGUCCC